This is a messenger RNA of Centrocercus urophasianus (Greater sage-grouse), 6289 nucleotides long. RefSeq names its product lipin 1 (gene LPIN1). Gene Ontology annotation, biological process: cellular response to insulin stimulus; fatty acid catabolic process; triglyceride biosynthetic process. Gene Ontology annotation, molecular function: transcription coactivator activity; phosphatidate phosphatase activity. Bases 18 to 2891 code for a protein of 957 amino acids. The transcript has 21 exons. Gene Ontology annotation, cellular component: nucleus; mitochondrial outer membrane. NCBI's taxonomy places the organism in Eukaryota, Metazoa, Chordata, Aves, Galliformes, Phasianidae. The record is from RefSeq and is a predicted model, not a curated record.
GCAGGGUGUGGGUGGUCAUGGGGAAAAACAGGGUGUCUGAGGAGGCCAGAUCAGAAGCAGGCAUGUACCUUGAUGUGACUCUGAGCUACCUGUGGGUCCAAACCAUGAACUACGUUGGACAGUUAGCAGGGCAAGUGUUUGUAACCGUGAAGGAGCUCUACAAGGGACUAAACCCAGCCACGCUGUCGGGAUGUAUUGAUGUAAUUGUUGUACGUCAGCCGGAUGGAAAUCUUCAGUGUUCUCCUUUCCACGUCCGCUUUGGGAAAAUGGGAGUUCUGCGUUCCAGGGAGAAAGUGGUUGACAUAGAAAUUAAUGGAGAGGCUGUAGAUUUGCACAUGAAACUAGGAGACAAUGGAGAAGCCUUUUUUGUGCAGGAGAUGGAUAACGAUCAGGAAGUAAUUCCUUAUCAUCUCUCUACGUCCCCCAUUCUGUCUGAGGGAACUGUGUUAAUGGAAGCUCAGCUGAAGAGGAACUCAAUUGACAGGAUAAGAAACCUGGACAACAGUGUAUCCUCACAAGUACCACCCCAAGCUCAUGGAUCCCAGCCUGGUAAUGAAACAUCUCCAGUCUGUAGCUCUGUGAAAAAGAGAAGGAAAAAGAGGAGGAAGUCUACCCACAAAUUAGACAGCUUAAAAAGAGAAGACAUUGGAGACACAUCAGAAGAUGAAGACAUGUUUCCUAUAGAGAUUAGCUCAGAGGAAGAAAAGGAACCAUUGGACAAUUCAAGGAUUCUUGUUCCGGAUGUGUUUGUUGAUGAUGUAUCUGAUAUAAAGGCACCUGCUGUGUCUACUUAUUCUCAGUCCUCAUCAUACCCUCGUUCGGAUGGGGAAUGGUCACCUAUUCAAAGUCCGUCAGGCUCACGUCCUCCUACUCCUCAAAGUGAUUCAGAAUUAGUCAGUAAAUCUACAGACAGGAGUGGACUAAAGAAUCCACACAUGCACUGGGCCUGGGGAGAGCUACCACAGGCUACGAAGGCGAGUUCUUUGAUCAAAGCUAAGGAACCCAACACGAUAGAUGUAGAUCCUUCUGAAAGCACUCACUUUCGGGUCAUCCAGAGUGCUCCUAUAGAGGAGUUUAACGGUGUGUCUCCUCUACCUGCCCUUGGACAGACAGAUGCAGCAACUGCUGAUGAAACUGAGCCUUUGCCAGCUGAGACAAAUAAGCCAGAGACAGAAUCUGCAGGAGCAGCUGUACUAUCGUUGCCUGCCAAUGAGGAUAUAAAACAAGCUGCAGCUUGCUCAGCUCAGGCAGUUGGCAAGACGGAUUCUCCUUCCAGAAAGAAAGACAAACGAAGCCGGCAUCUUGGUGCUGACGGUGUCUAUUUAGAUGACCUUACUGACAUGGAUCCAGAAGUUGCUGCGCUUUACUUCCCCAAAAAUGGAGAUAACAUACAAAACAGAAACGCAAAUGACACAGGGCCACGGUCUGCCACCCAUUCUCCACAGUCUUUUGGGAGCUCAGGUGCUGACAGUGGUGUUGAAAGCACCUCAGAUGGAACCAGAGAUUUGCCCUCCAUUGCCAUUUCUCUCUGUGGAGGCCUCACGGACAACAAAGAGAUAACCAAAGAAGAAUUCUUAGAACAUGCAGUAACAUAUCAGCAGUUUGUGGACAAUCCUGCUAUCAUUGAUGACCCCAACCUUGUGGUUAAGAUUGGAAAUAAGUACUACAACUGGACAACAGCUGGUCCCCUUCUGCUGGCAAUGCAGGCAUUCCAGAAACCUUUGCCAAAGUAUUCAUGUUUAAGUUACUUCAGAGCAGUGCUGGAUACCAUUAGAUUUUGCUUUAGUAGAAUUUAUGGUCCGCAGACAGCCACUGUGGAAUCUAUAAUGAGAGACAAGAUGCCCAAAAAAGGUGGAAGAUGGUGGUUUUCCUGGAGAGGGAGAAACAGCACUAUUAAAGAGGAAACAAAGGCAGAACAAGGUAUGAGUGGGAGUAGACUUAAAGGAGAAGACUCUUCACAGAUGAGCAUGGCAAACAGAAUAAAAGAUGAAUCUUCUUCGAGCGAUGAAGACCCUAGAGCUGCCAAACAAAACCUUGGGUCAUUACAAGCCAACUCGAGUCAUCUCUCAUUAUUGUCUGGAAUCAGUUACAAAAAAACACUUCGACUAACUUCUGACCAGCUUAAAAGCUUAAAGCUGAAGAAUGGUCCCAAUGAUGUGACCUUUAGUGUUACAACACAAUAUCAAGGUACUUGCCGCUGUGAAGGCACCAUUUACCUAUGGAAUUGGGAUGACAAGGUUAUAAUUUCUGACAUAGAUGGAACCAUUACACGGUCAGAUACUUUAGGUCAUAUUUUACCUACUCUUGGCAAAGAUUGGACACACCAAGGGAUUGCAAAGUUGUACCAUAAAGUGAGCCAAAAUGGAUAUAAAUUUUUGUAUUGCUCAGCACGUGCUAUUGGAAUGGCAGACAUGACCAGAGGAUACUUGCACUGGGUCAAUGAACGUGGAACUGUGCUGCCACAGGGGCCAGUGUUGCUGAGUCCAAGCAGCUUAUUCUCAGCUUUGCACAGGGAAGUGAUAGAGAAAAAGCCAGAAAAAUUCAAAGUUCAGUGUUUGACAGACAUAAAAAACUUGUUUUAUCCCAACACAGAACCCUUUUAUGCUGCUUUUGGAAACAGACCCGCUGAUGUUUACUCAUACAAACAAGUGGGUGUUUCUUUAAACCGAAUAUUUACAGUCAACCCCAAAGGAGAACUUAUACAAGAACAUGCAAAGACAAACAUCUCAUCCUAUGUCAGACUGUGUGAAGUAGUAGACCAUAUUUUCCCUUUGCUGAAAAGAAGACAUUCUUCAGAUUUCCCUUGUUCCGAUACCUACAGUCAGUUUACCUACUGGAGGGAACCUCUGCCACCUUUUGAAACUCAGGAUGUACAUCCAGACUCAUCUUAACUGCAUCUCCAAACUGUCAGCCUCAGAGCAAAGAAAGCGCUUGCUCACGUUGCAAGAACAUCAUUUGGCUUUUACUGUUGACAGUUCAGCUGGAAUCUGUGAUGUUGUUUUCAUUUGCUGUAAGCAAACUUAGAAAUGCUUCCUCAUACUUAGUCACACUUCCAGAUGACAAGAGUGAGCUGUACCAGGAAUGGGAGUUACAUUCCUCACUCUUCACUCAGCAACUCAAAUCAUGCCGUGCAGUUUCAUUACUUAAAUAAAAGUGCAGUGAUGAUAGAGUUGCGGUUAGAUCUGUCAUAAGAUCAUUUAGUGGUUCUGUAUCCUUUGUGUAUCACUGAAGUUGUCUUUCAUCUCAUCAGACACCACUGUCAGCUGGGGAGUUGGAGGCACUUGCCAGUCCUAACAUCAUUUUGUGAUACAUGUUGCAGUCCGUAUGCCAGAUUCCACCCUCUGAAAGGGCAAAUGAUUGAGCAGGGGGAUUGGAUCAGAUGGCUUCCAGAGGAACCUGAACUAAUUACUGAACUAGGUCCUCAGCUGUUGUGAACUGGUGUAGCCAUCAGUGCCAGUGGAGCUGUGUUCAUUUAUUCCAUCCUACUAUUUUGAUCUGAUAACACUUUUCUGUGUGGAAAUAAAUCAUGUGCAAUAUAAAUGGAAAGUAAAAUAAAUAAGAUGACCUGAUCCUGCUAGUCAUCUUACUGAGAAGUAGUGCACUUCAGGAAAAGCUAUUUGGAUUAAGAUAAGUGUGACGGUGUAAGAUGCAGGCUGCUGUGUGUAGUGCCCAUCUUACUGGAGUCUGUGGUUUGGCUUCAGUGAUUUUGUUUUUUCCUCAGUGAAGACGUCUUGCUCAGCAUAUGUGCUGAGUUUCAAGACAUUGCUGAGCCAAGAGAACUGAGGAUUUUGUCAAAAUGGAAUAGUUGUAUUUGAAACAUUAUUUUUGGAUAAAUGUGAACUUUGAUGCUGGUGAGUGAUGCCUCUCAGGUUUUUACUGUAUGGAUUUUUUUUGUUUUUGUAUCAUAAAGAAUGGAUACUUUAGUGCCAUUUACUUUCUCCAAGAGACUGAAAUCUCCUCUUCCAUAUUUUUUUCCACUCAUUUGUUCAGACACAAUCUGUAUGUACUGUUUUUGCUACUUGCUCUUAUCUGCCUUAAGAUUUAACUAUGUGUGAUAGAAGCAAUACUGCAGAUCAGUUGGUAGUGUUUUCCAAAUGAUCUGCCUUUAUACAAUGUGGUACUUUGCUUUAAAAUGUACGCAUCAAAUAAUGACCAUAUGCCAAAUACUUCUUAAAUUGAACUUGUAGCUAAGAAAGUGAUGUUUUUCUCCUCUUUUUAAAGUACAAUUAAAAAUCUAAUUGUUCUCUGAAACACUAAAAAUGACAUCAUGGGAUUCUGUGUAUGUAGGAUUUCAGUGUGGCUGAAACAGUGGUUUGCAAGCUGUGGUCUCUGCCGGCUUGUGAUCUGUGAAGCUGUGAUGCACGUUUUGCAGCUAUUUUGCAGUGUUUUCAAUUAAGAGUUUAGGCAGAAUGGUCCAGGAGAAAUUUUAAGAUGUGUUUGUGGUUGAUUAGCACCCAAAGGUUUGGGAACAGCUGUUCUGUAUCACAUUUGUUCUCUUUCAACAAAUUCUGCUUUUGCAUGUCAAAAGAGUGAUAACAAUAUAGUUAGGAUGGUAAUUCUAUAAAUGGGGCUUUCUGACUUUUAGUGCUGCAGACUUUAUCUGAGAUGUCAGGGGGCCAAUUUACCAUUUUCCUGUGCCUUCAAUAGUAAUUACUAAGCACAGCCCUUUGCACAGCUGCAGUGUGCACAGCUGCAGUUGUGCAGUGGUGAGCCCUCCGUCUUCCUUUUUGCAUGAACGUUGCUGGUUCGGAGUACAUCCACUUUGGAGAUACUGGAAUUAAUAGACAAACACAAAGAGGAAGAAAUGUGUGUUCAGUAACCCAGACUGAUUAUGCUCUCCUUGCAAAUUUAAUGAAAAUGCAAAUUGACUGUCAGAAAGCCUGUAUCACAUUUCUCAAACCUUUAAGACAAUCAGUGAGGAUCUCAGGUUACCAAGCUGAAAUGGUUGCAUCUCUAAAUAUAGCCACAGUUUCUUUCAAGUAUCUGUUUAUAGUUGUCACUAAUGAUUGAAUUAAUGGAUGAAUACACUGAUUCCUAUUUAAUUCAGUUUUGGCAAUGGUCUGUUUCAAUCCAUUUGUGAUGCAAAAUUAAACCAACCCUUCUUUUCGGUCAGAAGCUGUCAAUUUUUUUAUUCUUCAUUUGCACACAGCAACUUCUGCCAUAAGAAAAAUUCCAAGAGAUAUCUGCAACUGAAGCCUGUGUGGUUUUUAUUUAUGACUUAAACAAUCCCAGAUAACAAUCCCUAUUUUUCUAUUUCAUCGGAGUGUAUUUCAACCCAAAUAGUGUGAACAGUGGUUUGUUUUAAUUCUGUCACUUUCAUAGGCAUAGAGCCACCCUGGUACAGGUAGGUCUGAGAUGCUGUGAAAUCCCCACCUGGAGGUUUUUUUUUUUUUUUUUUGGACUUGGUUAAGAGGGCUGGGUCUGACUUGGUCUCAUAUUGCCAAACAUCUGCUGCAAGCAUGAAGUUGGACUACAUGACCUCCAGGGGUCCCUUCUGACCAACAUUUCUAUGGUUCUGUGACAUUAACGCCUCAUGUAUGACAAAUGGUAUAUCCCCCUUUGUAUCUGAAAGUUUAAAUAUAGCUGAAGAGGAAAACAAAUGUGUUUAUAUUAUAACUUGUGCUUAUCAAAAUUGCUGACUAAAAAGAUAGUUAAGAAAAUCCAAGUUUUGGCCUGUUAGAAACAUUGUUAAACUUUUGAAGAGAGAAUAAGAUAUCUUGGUUUGGUAGCCGAGCAAUUUUAUGCGCAAUAUUUGAACUGCUUUAUUAAUUCAUACGGAAGAAAAAAAAAAAAAAAGCAUGGUUUAACAAAUUCCUACUCUUUCUGUGAAAGAAAAAAUCAACUUUCAGUGUAGUGCUGGUUUCUGUUACAGAAAGAAUAUUUGGUGAACGUAAAUAUGCAGGCACGUGAAAUCGCUGCACGUUCUAUUUAUACAAUACACACAAACCAGAAUGUGCAGCAGUGAGGAGUGACUGAUGUUUGUUUUUCAUGGAGCUGAUGACCAUACUGCUCCAGCUGUGUCAUUUGAGUGACAGAAUACCACGCUUGGUGUAUUAGUUGUGUUAAGGUUAAAAUGUUACUGCUGUAAUAUAGGGUGAGAGGAAGAGGGUACUGGGUAUUUUUAUUUGUAGAUAUGGGUUAUUAUUUCACAGCCUAUUUAUAUACAGUAUUUACUCUGUGUAUGUAUGUGCUACUGCAAUGAUGAAAAUCGUUUUAACGCCUCAUUUUGAUCUGAAUGCAACAUAUAUUACAACAUAUAUUGUAAUAAAGGCAAAUAUAAAAAUUCUGA